GAGGUGUUCAGCUGAAAUUAAUAGUUUGUUAAAGGCUUCUUUCAGAGGCCUACACUGAAGCAAUCUGAUCUUUAUAUAUUAGUUUAAGCUUGUAAAUGAAUUCCAGGCACAGUGAAACAACAAAGCUAACAAGAAGUGGUAUGACCUGGUUGUGGCAGAGUGAUCUUACUCAUCUUAUUUUUAUGUGUGUUUGCAUGUCAACAGAUACCACAAGGAUACCACAAGUUAAAGGUUCCUCUGUCAGAGCUCAUUGAUUGAGUUUAUGAGCUUUUAAUUCGCAAUGAAGACAGUGUUUUUCAGCAUGACUGCCCUGCUCAUUUCCUACUACUUUUUGGGCGUACACAUGUACACAUAUUUGGGUCUGGUCAUCUGCUUUGUCCUCUGGGCUAAAAUGAUAUUCCACGCAGAAAAUGGCUUGUCGGAUGGAUUUGGCCGGGCAGUGUUGAUAACAGGUUGUGACAGUGGAUUUGGACACCACCUUGCAAAGAAACUGGACUGCAUGGGCUUCACUGUGUUUGCCGGAUGUUUAUGUCCUGAGGGGCCCGGGGCUCAGAGUCUGGUUGAAGAAGGCUCUGACCGUAUGAAGGUGCUCCAGCUGGAUGUGACCAAAGAUGAAGACAUCAGCUUGGCCAAGGAUUUUGUGCAAGCAAAUUUGCCAGAGAAGGGUCUCUAUGCUGUGGUAAAUAAUGCUGGAAUCAGUGACUGGGGAGAGACCGAGUGGAGCACUGCCAAGGACUUCCAGAAGAUGGCUGACAUUAACCUGUUUGGUGCCAUCAGAGUCACUAUCCCAUUCUUGUCACUUGUUAGAGCAUCCAAAGGUCGUAUGGUAUAUGUGUCAAGUAUCUUUUCUUUCUUCAACUGUCUGAAUAUGGGAGCGUAUACUGUGUCCAAACGGGGACUGGAAGCAUUUGCAGACUGCUUGAGAGUAGAGAUGGCCAGUUUUGGAGUUAAGGUCAGCAUUAUUCAGCCUGGAAAUUUUGGCAUAGCCACGAACAUUCUGCCCAAGAAAACACCGCAAGACAUAUGGGAUGAAUUUGAUUAUGUGCGUAAACUAACAUUCAACCAGAAAUACAUUGAGAUGGUGUGUGAAUAUUUUCAUUCAUUGUGUACUUCAGGAUUUAAGGAUUGCUCUAUGGUUAUCAAUGCCAUGGUUCAAGCGCUCACUGCUCCCAAACCUCGAACCCGAUACCUGGUUGUUUCCUGGACAGAUAUGUUUUUUUUCUACAUAUGCCCUUUUCUCCCCACUUGCAUCACUGAUUCUGUAUUUCAUGUGAGUUCCAUCUAUUACAAACGUAAAGUUAUGCUUUACUCAUAAUCAAAAUAAGAAAGUUUGCUUUACAUGGAUGACUCAAAUCAUGAGUGUUGCUGUAAGACUGAUUAACUUUUACAUAAGACAUGUUCAAAAGAUUUCUUGGACAGUUGUACACAAAUAUGUACUGAAAAAUUCCUUAUUAUAAAUGUGUGUUAGUUCCUUAAUUCCUUUCCCUCUUCUUUCUGAGUAGAAAACUAAUAAAGUCUUUAUCAC
Molecule: messenger RNA, 1525 nt
Organism: Labeo rohita (rohu)
Lineage: Eukaryota; Metazoa; Chordata; Actinopteri; Cypriniformes; Cyprinidae
Exons: 6
Coding region: 281-1315 (344 amino acids)
Molecular function (GO): oxidoreductase activity
Source: RefSeq, a predicted model, not a curated record